Molecule: messenger RNA, 228 nt
Organism: Plenodomus lingam JN3
Lineage: Eukaryota; Fungi; Ascomycota; Dothideomycetes; Pleosporales; Leptosphaeriaceae
Source: RefSeq, a predicted model, not a curated record
AUGACGAGCCAGCAUCACGACUGGACUGACGCACAGGCCGGCAGAAUCACCAUGUACCGUCCCUGCUACCCAUCUACCGUACUAGGCCAAAACAUGAUUGGCUGCUUGGCUGCCUCGGUGGGUCUGCGCCUUUGUCUUGCUUCCGUCUCCUUUCCUGACAAUGUUCUGGAUUCAUCGCAGAGCAGCGAUGCUGUCAAGCUUCACUUUCUGCGCAGUGCUCAUGGUUGA